This is a messenger RNA of Fimicolochytrium jonesii, 2637 nucleotides long. RefSeq lists its product as uncharacterized. Gene Ontology annotation, molecular function: phosphorelay sensor kinase activity; histidine phosphotransfer kinase activity. The record is from RefSeq and is a predicted model, not a curated record. The coding region runs from base 1 to 2637 and encodes 878 amino acids. The transcript is spliced from 6 exons. Gene Ontology annotation, biological process: protein autophosphorylation; phosphorelay signal transduction system. NCBI's taxonomy places the organism in Eukaryota, Fungi, Chytridiomycota, Chytridiomycetes, Spizellomycetales, Powellomycetaceae.
AUGCCCCAUCGCCUUGCCAUCAGCGACGCCACCACCGCCCUCGCCUGCUCACCAGCACCGACACCAACCCAACGCAAAGCAGUUCACGCCGACCAGCUCCUAAUUUCCGACUCCAACCCGCAAGCUGCAGCCCUCUUCGGCUAUGAAGAAGACGAACUCGAAGCCCUCGGUCCGGGCGUGCUCGCACACAUCCUCGGCACAGCAACAACAUCAACCACAUCAACAACGGACAGCGCAGUCGCCUGGCUCCUCGCCCGCUUCAACGACAUCCUCGCCUCCACCCUCCACCGCGCCGAAACCAUCCGCGUGCCCCCAGGAACAACACACAUAGCAUGCCGCCGCAAAGACGGGUCGGCCUUCACAGCCGCCGUCGAGGCCCACGCGUUGGAAUACAUCUACCCCGCUCCUGCCGAGGGAGGCGAGUCAACGUGCCGCCCGGGCAUGAUGCUCGUGUUCCAUUAUACACCGCCUGAAACGAUCGUGACCCUCUCCCCGCCGUCGCGGCCGCUGAGCGCAUCGUCGUCGUGUGAGGACGGGAUGAUAACGGCCCGCACGCUGUCGAGAGUGUCGAGCGCUAGCAGUUUCUGUGAGCUGCCGAAGAAUAGGGGCCCGAGGGAGUUGAGGGCGCGGUUCAAGGGGAUGUUUGAGGGCGCAUGCUCGGCGAUUGGGAAGGGGUUUUUUGAUAUUGCAUUGCAGAAUCUAGGCGCUUGGUCAAACUUCGAAUACGCCUUCAUAGCCGCCGCCAUCCCCUCCGGCGGCGUCGACGCAGACGGACACCACAAAAUGCUCCGCGUCAUGUCCUUCUGGGACCGCAAAACCGGCGUCAACCCCGCCUUCGCCUCCGUCCCCUACGCCUCCCACGGCAGCCCCUGCUACCUCACCUUCAAAUCCCCCACCGUGCACAUCCCCACCGCCCUCUCCUCCCUCUACCCCGACUUCCCCUUCUUCCAGCUCCUCUCCCCGCCGCCAAAAGUCUACAUCGCCCUCGCGAUCAACGACACGGAGACGGGCGGCUUCAUCGGGAACAUCGGCCUCAUGGAUGUGCGGGAUCCCGAUGAGGCGGUCGACGGGGAGGAGUUGGAGUAUAUCAAGUUGGGCAUGCGGGUGUUUGCGGAACGCGUGGGCGCGGAGCUGAAGAGGGGGUUGAUGGAGGAUGGGUUGCGGGAGGCGAGGGAACAGGCGGAUCUGGCGAGCAGGGAGAAGACGCAGUUUUUGAAUCAUAUGAGCCAUGAGAUUCGCACGCCGAUGAAUGCUUGUUUAGGCAUGUCGGAACUGCUACUGGACACGCACCCCCUCACACCCACCCAACUUGACUACAUCACGACCAUCCACACCGCAGGCCAACACCUCCUCCGCGUCAUCAACAACACUCUCGACCUCAGCAAAAUCGAGGCCGGGUGUUUCACACUCGCCCACCAAUCCUUAAACCUGCCCGCCCUCCUCAACGACGCGGCGAACCUCGUGCGGCCUCUGCCAGCACGACUGACGGGUGAUGCAGAACAGGUGGAUGUGAACUGGGCGAUUGCGGAGGAUGUGCCGCACUGGGUGAUGGGCGAUGAGACGCGGGUGAAGCAGAUUGUGGUGAAUUUGGUGGGGAAUGCGGUUAAGUUUUGUGGCGGGGGUGGGAGGGUGGAGGUGGGUGUUGCUGUUGAGAAAGGUGGCAUACCGAUGUCGGAUGGGGACGGAGGUGGAGGUGGAGGUGGAGGUGUAUCGCCCUUGGUUGUCAAGUUUAGCGUGAAGGAUACCGGAUGCGGUAUACCCACCCACCAAAUCCCCGCCCUAUUCCGCCCCUUCACCCAGCUCGCCGCCACCGCCCACCUCAACCACCGCGGCUCCGGCCUCGGCCUCGCCAUCGCGCAGCAUCUCGUGCUCCUCAUGCACGGGCGGAUCUGGGUCGAGAGCAGCAUCGUGGGUGGGGGGACGACGAUCUGUUUCAGCGUGCCGUUCGCCCCUGCGCACGGGGGUGGUGGUCUGUCAAAUACACCGGCGGGGUCGAUGACCACCUCACAUGAGCAGGGGUACAUGCACACCACCCGCAGCGUGUUCCUGGAAUCCAAUCCCACAAACGCGCCACCCCUCACACCCCCCGCCGACUCGCCAAGCGAACAACCGUACCACCGCCACUGGGACCCGCACCUCUCCACCCGCCUCCCGUUCCGGAUCCUGGUCGCGGAAGACAACCCCGUGAACGCGCGCAUGGUGUUGAGCAUGUUUGCGAAAUUGGGGUACGGCGAUGUGGCGUGGGUGAGGGAUGGCGAGGAGAUGGUUAGGGUUGUUGCGGGCAGGUAUAUGCAACAGGGGCCGGAUCUGCCGUUUGAGGUGGUGUUUACGGAUUUGCAGAUGCCUGUAAUGGACGGCUUCAAAGCCACUGAAACCCUCCUGGCCUUCUUCACCACCCUGCAUGACUCAAUACAACAACAACAACAACAACAACAACACCCGACAAUCAUCCCACAAAUAAUAGGUCUCUCCGCCAACGCAUCCACCGAAUCCCGCGCGCGCUGUCUGGAAUGCGGGAUGCGCGAUUACGUGACCAAGCCCGUGGGGAUUAGAGAUUUGCAGGACGCGCUGGGGCGGUGUUGGGAGAGGGGCGCGCGCGUGAACGGGGAGGAGCCGUCAAGCGCGCGGAUGCGGUGA